AUGCUUCGCAGGCACAAACGCAGCUGGGUAUGGAACCAGUUUUUUGUCCUGGAGGAGUACACAGGCGAAGAACCUCUUUAUGUUGGCAAGCUCCACUCAGACGUGGACAAAGGGGAUGGCAAGGUGAAAUACGUGCUCUCAGGAGAGGGCUCCACCUCCAUCUUCACCAUCGACGAGAACACAGGAGACAUCCACGCCACCAAGCGUCUGGACCGGGAGGAGCAGGCCUAUUACACGCUUCAGGCCCAGGCCGUGGACCGGAUCACCAACAUCCCUGUGGAGCCCAGGUCAGAGUUCCUGGUCAAGGUCCAGGACAUCAAUGACAAUGAGCCCAAGUUCAUGGAUGGGCACUACAUGGCCGGAGUACCGGAGAUGUCAGCAUUGGGAACAAUGGUGGUCCAAGUGGCAGCCACAGAUGCAGAUGAUCCCACAUAUGGGAACAGUGCCAGGGUGGUCUACAGCAUCAUCAGCGGACAACCCUACUUCUCAGUGGAACCAAAAACAGGCAUCAUCCGGACAGCGCUGCCCAACAUGGACCGAGAGGUGAAAGACCAAUACGUUUUGGUCAUCCAGGCCAAAGACAUGGUGGGCCAGAUGGGCGGCCUUUCAGGCACCACCUCUGUCACGAUCACUCUCACCGACGUCAACGACAACCCGCCACACUUCUCUCGCAAGAACUAUCAGUACACUGUGCUGGAGUCCUUGCCUGUGGCAUCCGUGGUGGCCAGGGUCAAGGCUGUGGAUGCAGACAUAGGCCCCAACGCAGAGAUGGAGUAUAGGAUCAUUGAGGACGGACCUGGGUUGUUCAACAUCACCACAGAUGAGGACACGCAAGAGGGCGUCAUCAUCCUUCAAAAGCCGUUAGACUUUGAGACCAAGAACAGCUUUAAUGUGCGAAUCGAAGCCACCAAUCGGAACAUCGACCCUGCGUUCGUGCACCUGGGUUCGUUCAGCGACACAACGUCGGUCAAGGUGACGGUGAAGGACGUGAACGAGUCGCCUGUGUUCUCGACACAGCUCAGCAGGAUGGUGAUCUCUGAGGAUGCCAGAGUUGGCACCUCCAUCGGGAGGGUCUCCGCUCACGAUCCGGACACCUCCAACAGUGCCAUCAGGUACUCCAUAGAUAGAAACACAGACCUGGAGCGUAUCUUCAAUGUGGAUGCUCUGAGUGGGGUCAUCAGUACUGCCAAGCCCCUGGACCGAGAGGUCAACUCUGUCCACAACCUUACCAUACUCGCCAUGGAAAGCCAGGAUCCAACAAAGAUUGGAAAAGGUUUUGUGGCCAUCACAGUGCUGGACAUCAAUGACAACGCUCCGGUGUUUGCUAUCGCGUACGAGACCCUCCUAUGUGAGAAUGCAGCUCCUGGACAGCUAAACAACCAGGUCAUCCAGACCAUCAGCGCAGUGGACAAGGAUGAAUCUCCCAGUGGUCAUCUCUUCUACUUUGCCCUACCUGCGUCUGUGGUUAGCAACAGCAACUUCACUCUCCGAGACAACAAAGACAACACGGCGUCUAUCGUAACGAAACGUGGAGGGUUUCGUAGACAGGAGCAGAUGCUGUAUCGACUGCCCGUGUUGAUUGUCGACAAUGGAAGCCCUGCCCUCAGUAGCACCAACACCUUAUCAGUGAACGUGUGUGACUGUGACUCGGACGGUGUGGCCCAAUCGUGUGGAGCCAUGCCCUACACACUUCCUGCUGGCCUCAGUGCAGGGGCCCUGGUCGCAAUUCUGGGAUGCAUCAUUACACUGCUGGUGAUGGUGCUGAUGAUCAUGUCGAUGCGUCAGAGGAAGAAGGAGCCAUUGAUUCUGGAGGAGGAGAGGGACGUGAGGGAGAACAUCGUCCGCUACGAUGAUGAAGGUGGAGGAGAGGAAGACACGGAGGCCUUCGACAUGGUAGCCCUCCGCAACCUCAACGUCAUCAGAGACCCCAAGGUCCGGCGAGACGUCAUCCCUGACACCCACACCUUCUUCCCCUAUCCAACGUCCUCUUCCUCGCAGGCUGUCCACAAAACCCUGCCAGACAAUGUGGUGUUCAGAGAGUUCAUCUGGGACCGCCUGAAAGAUGCAGAUGUUGAGCCUUCAGCUUCGCCAUACGACUCUUUGCAGAUGUACGCCUUUGAGGGGAGUGGCUCGGUAGCUGAAUCCUUAAGCUCCUUGGAGUCGCUAAGUACAGACUCAGAGCAGAACUACGACUAUCUCAGCACCUGGGGGCCACGUUUCAAGAAGCUAGCCGACCUGUAUGGCAACAGCGACGGCAAUAGCAAUGGCAACAGCAUGUUGUCAUAGCCAAAACUUUCCUGAAUUUAGACAACAAAUAUGUUAUGAUAGUCUUGGGUGAGAGUCUGUGAAAACAAAGUGAGAUAGGAAAAAUACAAGUGACUUCAAAGGUUGGGUUUGUUUAUGUGCCUUGGAUUUUGGAUUUUCAAAAGGGGUGACUUGGCAAGUUUUGACAAGUCAUUUCAAAAGUGAGUUGACUGAAGAGCAAAAACAUUAAAAGGUUU
This is a messenger RNA of Oncorhynchus keta (chum salmon), 2501 nucleotides long. RefSeq names its product cadherin-7-like. Gene Ontology annotation, molecular function: cadherin binding; calcium ion binding. Gene Ontology annotation, biological process: cell-cell junction assembly; calcium-dependent cell-cell adhesion; multicellular organism development. The record is from RefSeq and is a predicted model, not a curated record. Bases 1 to 2286 code for a protein of 761 amino acids. Gene Ontology annotation, cellular component: catenin complex; adherens junction; plasma membrane. The transcript is spliced from 12 exons. Lineage: Eukaryota; Metazoa; Chordata; Actinopteri; Salmoniformes; Salmonidae.